Messenger RNA from Musa acuminata subsp. malaccensis (wild Malaysian banana), 1269 nucleotides. RefSeq names its product transcription factor bHLH48. Gene Ontology annotation, cellular component: nucleus. Gene Ontology annotation, biological process: regulation of DNA-templated transcription. Gene Ontology annotation, molecular function: protein dimerization activity; DNA-binding transcription factor activity. NCBI's taxonomy places the organism in Eukaryota, Viridiplantae, Streptophyta, Magnoliopsida, Zingiberales, Musaceae. The record is from RefSeq and is a predicted model, not a curated record.
CGCCUUCGGUCUGCCAACAUCCGUCGCCGCGGAAUUGGAGGUCCGGGGCGACAGAAGAAGAAUCCGCGUUAGGGUUCCUGUGUGCCGAUAGUUGCGCACGGAUUAGGGCUCGGUCGAAUCGAACAAGCCAAACGUGUUGGGAAAAAUUCGGGAUUGGAGAGGAUCGAGGCUCGUCUCGACGUGAAUCUCAUCCUCCGGUUCCGUGGGGCGAUCGCGAUGGGAUCCGCGAAGGGGAGACCCGUGCGUCCGAGCUCGGGCGUGCUGCUGGCGUCCGACGGCUCCUUCAGUGCCCUCCUCGAUCUUCCGUCCGACCAGGCCGUGAAUCUCCUUCACCGGCUGCCGGAUCCCAACGCCGUCGCUUCCAGUGGCGAGAUGCGGCGUCUCUGCCUCCCGCCGAGGCCUAAGGCGGAGCUGCUGGACUCGGCCGGUCUCCGGCUGAUCGCGCAGCGGUCGGCGAAGAGGAAGGAAGGCGAAAAGAGCAGGGGGGAAUCUCCAGCAAAAAAGAGCAAAAGGCGCUCAGAAGAAGGGACUGCGUGCGGAAAGAAGCUCCCUUGCGUUCACGUCCGCGCUCGCCGAGGCCAAGCCACUGAUAGCCACAGCUUAGCGGAGAGAGCAAGGAGGGAGAAAAUAAAUGCUAGGAUGAAAGUUCUCCGAGAACUGGUCCCUGGAUGCAGCAAGAUAUCAGGUACAACUUUAUUGUUGGAUGAAAUCAUCAAUCACAUAAAAUCUCUCCAAUGUCUGAUUGAGUUAUUGUCAAUGAGACUAGCAGCAGCGAACUCAAGGAUCAGCUUUAGUGGCCCUGAUAGUUCCUCAUCAGUGGAUUGUGGGUGGCUAACAGUCAAUAAUGAGAGGAGUAGGAGGGUCGGAAUGGAACCGAUAGAAUGGUCAUCAUAUGGAGGAAGGAGGCAGCCACAACAGCAUAUCUGGCACAUCAAUUUAGUGCACCCCCAACAAACAUCAAGAGCCUCUGAAGGGGAGACACCCACUGCACCGAUCAUGGGACCUUACUCUUCCAGUGCCAUCAAUUUGCUUCUGUAAUUCAGCACUUCAGCCAUCUGAAGACAGAACCUGAAGAUGCCAUGGUGACAGCAUGAUUUAAUAGCAGCAUGGUGGUAUGUUAAUGACAGCAAUAAAUUACUCAGUUCUCCAUGUUAUAAAUGUCUAGAAUUUUUCUUCCAUUUUUCUUUUUUUUCUCAUAUCGGCGGCACUCUUUUGGACAAGAAAGGAAUCAAGCAAUCCACCUAUGAUUUUAUAAAGUAUGAUAUUAGA